Molecule: messenger RNA, 2202 nt
Organism: Erpetoichthys calabaricus (reedfish)
Lineage: Eukaryota; Metazoa; Chordata; Cladistia; Polypteriformes; Polypteridae
Exons: 8
Coding region: 1-2142 (713 amino acids)
Source: RefSeq, a predicted model, not a curated record
AUGUUUAGCAGCGGCCUUUCUCUCUUGACCGUUACCCGUGGCGAGUCCCCAGUGAAUGUCCCGCUGCCUCACAUCCACAUCUCUUCUUUUUCAGUGACAGAUGCGGCUCUCAAAGUUUGGACACCACAAGCUCAUCAAGUGAGUUGCUCGACUGCAGAUGUUCUACUGCAGUGUCACUUCAGUGUGAUACCCGGUCCCAUCGAUCCAAACAGGCUGAAGGUCACCUGGACACAAAAUGGACUGACCAUAGCCAACUACAUUCAAGGCCAGGUGAUCAGAAGACCAGGUGUGGUCCUGAGUGGGAAGACAGUAAAGAGUGGAAAUGCGUCCCUGAACAUCAAGAAUAUCACAUUUCAGAAUAACGGCUGGAACAAAUGUGAAGUGGAAUAUGACGGAGACAAAGGAUGGGCGGACAUCUAUCUGUCUGUCAGAGUUACUCCUCAGGUGUUCUUGUUGUACAGCUCAGAGCCUCAGAGCUCUCAGGCCAAGCUGACUUGUCUGGCCACGGGCUUCUACCCACCAGACGUCAACUUAACGUUAAAGAGGAAGGAUGAGACAUUAAAGACAGAGAAGUUGACAAGUCCAUCCAAGUGGCUUCUAGAUGGAGGGACCUUCGGUGCAAGGACGGUGUCCACCUUUGACGUGACAGUCGUGAGGGGCAAUAGAGAGCUGUUCAUCUGUGAAGUGACACAUUCAUCGCUGGAUGAGCCCAUCAGGAAAUACCUCCUAAAGCCAGUUACCGAAGCUGCUUUCACAGUUUGGACACCUCAAGCUCAUCAACUAGUACACUCGGGCUCCGACGUUCUCCUGCAGUGUUAUUUCAAUGUGACACCCGGUCCCAUCAAUCCAAAACUGGUAACGAUCAUCUGGAUGUACAAUGGACGUAUGAUAGCGGGCUACAAUCAAGGGAGGGUGGAGUGGAGACACUACUACAUGAUCUUGAGUGAGGAGGAGGUGAAGACUGGAAAUGCAUCGCUGCUCCUCAGUGCCAUCAACACUGAAAGUGGUGACGCUCAGUAUUGGUGUGAUGUAGAAUAUCAAGGAGAAACAGGACUGGUGGACAUGUAUGUGUCUGUGAGAGGUAAGACAGACACCCUGCAGGUUUCACUGACUGUUCCUCAUGUUACCUUGACACUAAACUCAGACCCUCAGAGCUCUCAAGGUAACCUGACUUGUGAAGUCUUAAAAGUCUACCCAGUUGACAUCACCUUCACUUUCAAGAAGAAGGAUGAGACGUUAAAGACAGAGGGGAUGGUUGUGGAUGAAAGUCUCUUCAUGUGGCCUUUAGGCGAAGGGAUCUGCAGAGCAAAGAGCGUCUACGAGAUUGACGUGACCACCGUCCAGGACAAUGGAGAGUCAUUCACCUGUGAAGUGACCCAUUCAUCAGUGAAUCAGCCAAUUAGGACAACCCUCAGCAAGCCAGUGGCUCCAGUGGUCUCAAUGCGGGGCGCUGCAGUGCUGCAAAAAGACAGUCAGAUGGUCUGUCGGGCUGAGGGCUUCAGCCCACUAUCAGUGGUCUUCAAAUGGAGGAAAGAUGAGGAGAUCAUGAAGACAGACACCCCACAAGCAUCAUGGACACCUGACAACACCCCCUUUGCGGAGAGUUGGUAUCAGUUCACCCCACACAGUCGAGAGCCGCUGUCCUGUGAGGUGUGGCAUGUGACUGGUGUGUCCGAGAGGAAAUACGCCACAUACAGCGGCCUGACCCUGGAGGAAGUCAUUCGUGUAGCCGUCACCAUCAUCAUCAUCAUCUUCCUCAGCCUCUUCAUUCUCUGGUGGUCCUCAGUCGGCCUUUUUCCACUCAUCCCAGUGAUGGACGUUGACGGUGUAACCCUGGCCCUGCAGUGCACCCUCACAGGCUGGCGUCUCCAACUGGUCACUGUGGAGUGGUUUAAAAAUGACCAGCAGAUCUGUGUGGACAAGAAGCUUACAGAACUAGAGGAUGGUGGUGAGAAUGUCCUCAGAGACCCACCUGAAUACUCCGUGAAGCAACUCCCAGUUAAGGACCUCUGCUGUCUGGAUGGGAAUGCCCUCAGACUGGAGAUGAAGACCACAACAGAAGAGUUUGAGGGGGCCAAGUUCAAGUGCCGGGCCACCCACAGACUGACCAGGAGGAGCCUGGUGUGCGGCUUGGAGAUAUGAGAAGAGGGUGGAUGGACGACACCACACUUGAGUUCACAGGAAAUCAGAAAGUGAUCUGAA